Molecule: messenger RNA, 6299 nt
Organism: Mercenaria mercenaria
Lineage: Eukaryota; Metazoa; Mollusca; Bivalvia; Venerida; Veneridae
Exons: 4
Coding region: 105-3593 (1162 amino acids)
Biological process (GO): protein ubiquitination
Molecular function (GO): ubiquitin protein ligase activity; zinc ion binding
Source: RefSeq, a predicted model, not a curated record
UUAUGAAACACCGUUUCAAAUGGGAAAUCAGAAAAAACGUUGAAAUGGAAAAUAUCUUAUAGAUUUUCGGCAUUUAGAAGGACUAAUGUUAGAUUAUAAGGACAAUGUCACGUUAUGAUAUAGAGAAGUUUGACCCUCCGCCAGAUCCGGAUCUCGUUUGUUGUAUAUGUCAGUGUGUGCUAGAUAAGGCUGUUGAAUGCCCCUGCCGCCACGUCUUUUGUCAGGGCUGUAUAGAACGAUGGCUUACCAACCGUCACACAUGCCCAACAUGCAGGAAGCGUACACGCAAGCAGGACCUCAAACCUGUUCUUCCACUGGUGCAGAAUAUGCUAAACAGGUUGUUGAUGAUAUGUGAGUAUCGAGACAAUGGAUGUCUGGAGAAGAUCAUGCUGGAGCACUUUGAACGUCACAUCAAGAAUUGUGGGUAUGAGAUGAAGACAUGCAGGUUUUCUAAGUGUGGUGUCAGAAUUUUACGAAUGCAUCUUGAAGAUCAUGAAAACGAACAGUGUGAGCAUAGGGAGACGGCAUGUGAGGGUGAAUGUGGACUGAUGAUUCCACUGAGUGACAGACCAACACAUAACUGUGUAGCUGCCCUCAAGGCUCAUAUUGAUGAAAAGAACAGAAUGAUAGAGCAACUGAAAGUCAAGUUACAUGAACUGAACAACCUAUCCCAAUCACUGAAUGACCAGCUUGUUGAGUUACGACAACAACUUAACGAUAGGAAUCACAUUUUCAGUUCGGACAGCUCGGAUAGUAGCGAGAGUGAUGUUACCGAUUUCAUGUCCGACGAUCUGAGCCGAGAUUCUUUCAGGGAUUCCUGGUUUGAUAGUGCGGCAUCAAAUAUUUCGGCAGAUAACGCGGACAAUGCCUCAAAUAACGACACAGGCCAGGAUAAUAAUAAUAAUGCUGGUAAUGCUGAAGGUUCGGAUGUAGUUGAGCAGGUUGAAAGAACAGUGGUAAAUAGUCUCUUUGAACUUUCAUCAAGGUUAGAGCGUGUUCGUAAUCAAAUGAGAGCAGUGCUCAACUCUAGACUUGUUCAAGAUCAGAACAACCUGAAUGAUGACGUCAGAAUCCCUUCGGCUGCAGAGCUGGAUGCAAUCGUAAAUAGCAACAGUAAUGAGAAUAAUAAUGCUUCAGCUCCAAAUACUUCGGAAAAUUACAAUAACGGUCAAAAUGAUGACGAUCGUAGAAAUGAUAAUGGACAAAACGGAGAUAACAAUCAUUCUGACAAUGAUACUCGUUAUUAUACUGAGGAUGAAAACCAUUCAGAUGAUAGGUACUCAUAUGCAAACGAUAGCCGUUGGAGUAAUUUAACUGAAGAGAACCGACCAGCAAAUCCAGCUGGCUCCGAUGUAAGUGAUUUGAACUGGAUAUCUGAUUCUGAUACUAAUCAUACGCCAUACAAUCGCUCCCCAAAUGCUUCAACACGUUCACCUGAAUAUGAAAGGUAUACUCCAUUUAGGAACGAGAGUCGCAACUACAACAACCAGUAUAUAUCGGAGCAUGUUAUACUCUCCCAGCCUCCAGAUUCACCUUCAGACACAACCGGAAGUUUUUCAAGUAUUCCAUCGACAUCGUCAAUGGUAAACAGCCCCUCAAGGGAGGACGACAAUGAAGAUUCAAUGCAUGGCUCUUUUCUUACGGCAACACCUGCAACAGAUAACCAUUCUAGUCCAGCACAUAGUAAUAGAAGCCUCUUCAACACUACAGAUAAUAAUUCUAGAUCCUCCAUGAGUUCUUCACCCAGGUCACCCGAUUCUUGUAGAAAUGACGAAGUCAGUGACCAUCACUCUACAAAUAUUUCAAAUUCGAGUCCAGCACAUUCAUUGUCAUCAGUGACUUCAGCAAGUGAGGGGAAUAGUUCAAAAUCAGAAGCUAGUCAUUGUAGCUCAGAUGAAAACUAUUGUUCAUCAUUUAACAGUCAUGAUGACAAGUCAGACACAAGUUCAAAAAGUUCACCAAGAAGUCACUCUAGCGAUUUCGUAGAUUCUGAAACUGAUGACAGUAGAAAUGUUGAAACUGCACUGACUGGUAGUAAGGUCGAAAAUAAGAAAGACUGUUACGAAACAAGUCACGUUGAUAGUAGUUUAGAUUAUGAACAUGGAGAAAGCCAUGAGGAAAGUCAAAAUGGUGAUAAUGUUUCAGAAACUAGCAAUGAAGGCCUAUCACAUCAUGAAGAUCAAGCAGAAUCUAAUGACAUCGGAGACAACCAUCAUCAAGAUAAUACCAGUGCAGUACAAGAAAACCGUGUUUCAAGAUGUGAACCAGACAGCACACAAAGUCCAUCUACUAUCCAGCAACAUCAGAACUUCAGUUCAGUUGUUGGCUUAAGUGCUAGUAAUCCGUUGUUGAUUUCAACUGCGACAGAAUCCACAGAUUCGGACAAUUCGGAAUCAAUGAAAUACAUUACAAAACGUGUAAGGCGAAGUGAUACAUGUAGGUCUGCAGAAAACUCUGCAGAUAUUAAUCAACAGGAGGGAGUAAGAAAUAUUGUAUUGAAUGAAAGCACUGACCCAGGUUCUACUGUUGACAGUGGUUUUAUAACUGGUUCAAGCAGUCCCACAGAUGUUGUUAGUCAACCAUCUGGUAAUUCUAAAAAAUCUUCUAGCCGUAAAAGGAAGCAUACUUUUAGUAAUUUUGAAUCAGAUGAACAUAAGAAGAGCAAAACAAGUGGAGAUCCGACAUACAAUACCAGUGAUCAAACCUGUCAGUCUUCAAAAGACACAAAUACGCUUUCGGAGACCGUUACAAAUAAUUCUAAUAUCAAUAGAUACGGAUUUAGGAAAAGAGGACAAGAUAAUGAUAUUAUUUCAGUCAGCGACUGUAAGAAAAAUAAAACCAGUGGAGUUAAUUCACAGCAUUUAAACGGGCAAACAAAUGUGCAUCGUUCUAGAACAUCUCCCCCACGUAGUAGGCAGUCCUGGCGGGAAACUUCUCAACAUUCGAGAAGAAAUAAUAGAACAAGUGCAAGUAGAAGAAAUAACCAGUCAUGCAUCAAUAACGAUAACAAUGGACAGAGUUUGAAUGUUAAAAUAGAUUUGUCGUUGAUAAAUUAUUCUGGACGUCUUGGUAGCGAAUCCACAAGUUCUGCAAUCCCUACAGCAACAGUUGUUCACAGUGCUAAUAUAUCACCAAUUGCAACAGCUUCAUCAGCUAAAAGAGAACCAGGACAUACAAAUUCUCGUCAAAAUAUUUCUGAUAACGGUAUUAAAUCAAGUACACCAAAACAAGACGAUGCAUCGUACAGAAACAACCAUAGACAACGUUCAUCUAGAUCACAAAGACAUGAAUCGCUGUGUUCAACAAGGAAUGCAAACAAUAACACUAGUCCUGUUAGGGUGGCAAAUAAUACGGUUAAUACCAGCAACCGAGACUUUCCGAACUCCUGGCGGGACAGUUCCGAUAGUAGUUCAGAUAACACAUGGGAACCAGGCUCGGACUGCGAUGAGAUUGACGAUAGUAGUACGGAAGGGGAUGAUGGGUUUGAUACGGAAUCUAGCUACGAGGUUCAGAUUCCAAAAUCUACAGCAGCGUUGUUGGAGGAGUAUGCCUCGGAUGAGUCAGAUGAGAGCUGGAAAGUUGGAAUGAAUUAAUAGUUUUCUUCAUCAUGUGCGAGCGUAAUGAACUAUGUGCUACUUUCUUUUACAGAUACAGAGAAUUGUUGUUGUUUUUUUCUCAGUGAUAGUUAUUUAUAUUAAGAUAAUAGAAAGUUUAUUUCUUUGCAAAAGGUCUUUAACUCGUACAAAUGUACUAUUAAGGGGCCAGAACUUUUUUCUGUGCUGGAACAAUUUCUAAUACUGUGUAAUAUAAAUGAAAUGAGGAUCUAUUGCACGUCUCAUCAGGUUUCAUAUAGUACUCGGAAGUCUUAUUUAAAAUGCUGUUUUUGCCUUCAUUUAUUGCGAAUCAACUACGACUGUGUACAGACUUGAAAACAGUCAUUUAGAAAUGAAAAACUUUGCGGUCUUUUGAAUGAUUUUAAUAAAAAUGAAUUCCAGCAUUCCUAACUUUUCAGGAUCUUAACUUAGUUUCUAGAGACCGCCUUUUUCUGAAUUACAUUUUUUUUUCAAUCAAAUACUGAUGUAGGAAAUGUAAAUUCGAUCUUAGCACUUGCUUUAUGUGAUGGAGGUUGUCUCCUGACUUUUGGAUGAUUUUCAAGAAGUCCCAAUGUGGUUUUUACCUGUUGAAAUAGGCAAAAAAAUAACACUCAUUCAGGGUUUCAGAAAUCUGCAAAUUUAUUAGUAGCCCAUUGGGCUACCAAAAUUUUAAUCUGGUAGCCCGAACAUUUAAGUUUAUUUGGCAAUGGCCAUUUCGGUUUAUUUAUGUGCUUCUAUACUACAGUGGAUGGAAUGAUUUAAUUUCCUAAUUUUAGCCAUACGCACAUUGUUAUAAAUUUUGUUCUCUUAAUUUUAAAAGAUAAAACUAGAUGUAUUUAAACUGAGAAAUAUUACCAGGAGUACUCCUGAUAGUUAUUGCAACAUGGCAAUAUAAAAGGAAUGCGAAUCAAUUUUUAUAAACUUGCAAAUUUUUUAGAGCUGUAUGAAUUGUAAUUUAUCUCAAAAUUAUUUAAAGUUGACAUAAUAAUUCUGUCUGAUUCUAAACAUCUGUCUGGUUUAAUAAACGUACUAGAACCGCGUAUAUAACGUCUCAAUUUCUUGGCACUGUAUAUUCACUUAUCCGAAAUUAUGUUUGUCCAAAAUUCUGUAUACUUUCUGAUAUUUUGCUAAAUCAUGGUCGAUUUUUUUGCAUGUUAGGCAAGUAUUUAAAUUGAAAAGCAUAAACAGUCAGUGUAGGCACUAAACUGCCUCAAAAUCAAACGUCUAUUCUUUCUGAUCGCUCGAUAAAUAUUGAGGUCAGCGAAACCGAAAGUACACUUUGGCAGGUGGCGCUAAAAUGACGUAAUUUUAAGACUGGUUUGCAUAUUGUUUUAAACAAUACCGAUCAGCGUCUUUGAUGUUAUUGGAUCAGUCUAAAAUCACUUGUGCACAUGUUUUUGUAAAAAUUUGCCUGCGGGUACGAUUAAACGGUUAAUUGUUUGCCGAUUGUGACAGUAGGUGGUAAGAUAAUUAAAGUCUCGGGUGUAUCUCUUGAUGAACAAGGGGAUUAUAGACAGCUAUCAAAAUUAUAUUUGAAGACUUAAGUUAUUGAUUUCCGGGCUUGAUUUCAAGGUAGUCCGGCGGGCACACUCUGAAAAAAUUUCGUAGCCCCACAGAAUUUUGUGGUAGCCCCCGGGCUCCGGACAUGGGAUUUCUGAAACCCUGCUCAUUUCCUAUAUUUACAUUUAUGCAAUUGCUUGCUACAAAAAUAAAUUGGUUUGCUUUGAGUUCCAGAAAAUCAAAAUAAAAGCCAGGAUAUCAACAUUUGCAACAUUUUAAUAGCACAGCCCACGUUAAGUAGUAAUUUGCUUCCAAAUGAAAAUAAAGUUCCUGGUUUUUACUUGGAAUAUUGUCAAGUCCAUUGAAAAAUCAUGUAGCUGUGUUAGUUCAGUUUAGACCAUUAUACAGUUAUAGCUAUAGUUUACAGUACUUUCUGAAAUUUUUGUGUCAAGCUUUGUAAAAAUUUGUCUAACUAUGCCAUUUUGUUAAUGUUUUGGGUAUAUGACUUCAGAUUACACAUGCCAAUUCUCGGAUAGGCCCAUCCUUGAUAACAUUAUGCCAUUGUUGUUUGUACAAAAAUAAAUGCCUUUUUCUUCCCAUACAAGGUAUAAUAGUAAAAUUUAUAAUGUAAAUAUUUUAGAAUGCUCCAACACUGCUUUGUAACAUAAGAAAUGUAGUAAAAGAUUACAUUGGAAUUUAAAAUAAAUAGAAAUAUCUUUUCGAGUUGAUGAAACCAGUUCAGCUUAGUUAAUUUGUAUCUUCAGAUGAAUUCAGAUUCCUAAAAUGUUGAAAAAUUUUACCAUGUUUGUGUCAAUAUUUUUAGAAAAGAUGAAUGAAAAUGUGUUGGUUUCGGACAAAAAAUAGCCCAGGAUUUAACACUUAAGUUAGGUUUGUAAAUUUCGCUAUGAAAUUUGUUUGAAUAUUUUUGUUCAGUCUUGAAAUUAGUUUUAUGAAUGAAAAUUGGUACACAUGUAUCUUUGUGAAAUGCAUCUUGCUGAGUAAGUUUUAAAGAAAGAAUGGGACAAAAUGGCAGUAUAUAUUUCUGUUAUGCUGAAAGUCGGUUUGUCGUUCUGCUAUACUAAUACAUAUGCAAGAUUAUCAGUCGAUUAUGAUUGCUGUUUACACAGUCUUCAAGCUUUAUAAUUAUUAUUCUUUUGAACAUAUAUUUAUCAGCUUAACAAAGAUGCAGAAUAAAUGGAAAAUCUG